CUCUACCUGUCCUACCGGCACCAAGACCCACGUGUAUGGUCGAUUUGAAGCCGAUAUCAUUUCCCACCAACAGUUAAUCUUCUGUUGUCACAUGGGAAUGCGGUGGCGGAAGAAGCGCCUCCCUGCGGUGGUGGCCAUCACUCCGUUGCGAGAGCGACAAGCAACCGCACGUAGGCAGUUUCUCCGCCUCGGGAUUUCUUCCUUCCACCUCGGUAUUCUGGCCCGAGGUUUAUCCUCACCAGGGUGGUGGCGUCGGAAGCGCUCCCCCUCGUGGCAACCAGACAUUGCAUUUGCACAGGUCGCGCGCGCUCCAAGCUCCUCGGUCGACCACCGAGGGAGGGUGAGAGCGCCCGCUGGAAAGCACUCUGAAAUAGGAAGUCUGGAUGACAAGCGCGGAGCCGUUGCAGCGCUAUCUGUCAUUUUCGCGUGCAACAGCGGCUCGGUGAGCAGUGACGGAUAGGGAAGCUCUCGUGGGUUGCAAGCGUGAGGCGUCGAAAGCGAAAUUGGACAUCUCGCGGGGAACUUUGGAAGGCUGCCGCUUCGAGUCGUGUUUGGGAAGGGGUCACAGCGUUCGCGGAAGCGGACGGAAACCUUGAAUCUUCAACGG
Messenger RNA from Paraphaeosphaeria sporulosa, 607 nucleotides. RefSeq lists its product as uncharacterized. The record is from RefSeq and is a predicted model, not a curated record. The transcript has 2 exons. Lineage: Eukaryota; Fungi; Ascomycota; Dothideomycetes; Pleosporales; Didymosphaeriaceae. The coding region runs from base 92 to 460 and encodes 122 amino acids.